CCGCGCGCACACACACGACGGUCUCGCGCAUUAAUAAGCGUAUAAUACACACGCACACACACGCAAACUCGCGCGCGACGCGCCAUAUUGAAUCCGACGUCCGUAUAUGUGUGUGUGUGUGUGUGCGCGCGUUAAUUUUCGCGUAUCCGGCCAUUACCGGAUUACCCGAGCUCGACGAGUGUGUGUGUGUGUGUGUGGUGCGCGCGCGUGUGUGUGAAGUGCUACGACUCCGGCCAAGAGCAAAAUUUUUUUUACUCGAAUCGUGGAAAUUGAUCUCGCCCGAUCGGCCGGCUAUUCCGUCGUCGUGAGACACCGCCGCUACCGUCGUCGUACGCUGUUGCUGCCGCUGCCGCCGUCCCACGCUGCCCGCACGGCAAGUGCCUACGCCGCGAGCGUCGUUUGUUCGAACGGCGGCGAUCGACACCCGCUGUCGUCUCGCGUCACGUAUUUACGCCAAACGUCGGCGGCAAGAAUAUUGCGAUUCGCGAUAUCGCGCGUCCGCUCAGAGGGACCCGUCCGUCGCCCGAUCCCUCGUCCCGUCGGCCGGGACGCCGUCGUCGUCGUCGUCGUCCGGAUGACCGUAGGUUUUCCGACUUGGUCGCGGUCCGCGCGUCUCUCGCGAUCCGUUGCUGUUGCUGUCGCUGUUGCUCGUGCCGCGGUCGCGCCACAACGGCGCGAUGGCCGAUGACGACCGCCGGGCCGCCGCCGCUACUGCAACAAUAAUAACAAGUACGUUGUCGACGAUGCCGCUGCCGCUGUUAUCAAUCCGUCGUUACAGUGUUGUUGCGAUGUCGGAAUCACACUUUGUCGUGUAGCCGUCGCUGUCGCCGGACACAACGACCGAAAAACGUAUUACGGAUAAUAUUGUAAUUAUUAUAAUAUCGUCGUCGUCGUCUUUUGUUACCGUCGUCAUCAACUCCGCCGCCGCCGCCGCCGCUGCCGUCGAUCGACGACUUACUGCAUAAUGGCAUCUCAAAUGGAAAUUGACGAUGAUGUCGUCGAUUUAAGUAUAUCAAGUAGUCGUACGAAUCAAUCAUUAAGAGAUGAACCACUUUCUUUAAAAUGUAAUCAACCAGAUGAAGCUCAUAUCCAUAUGAAUGGGCAUUUGGUUAAUGGCUUCAAUACAAUUGGCAAUGAUUCAUCAGAGGAAAGUGAUGAUGAUAUGCCACUUGAACUUCCACCAUCCCCUAAGGAUAUGACACCACCUGAAGAGGUGAGUGAAAGAGAAAAACUUGUCAGAGUUUUGAAGGAGAAUCUUCGAACAGAAGAAAUGACUUUGGUGUUGUUGAAAAAAUUGCAACAAUCUCAACAAAUUAACCAAAUUGCUCAGAGCGUUACUAUCACGCCUCAAGCAGCUCAUACUAAAGAUCAUUCUAAUUUGUUGUCAUCCCAAUUGCCGACGGGGAAGUCAGCUCAACCACCAAUGCCUCAUGUACCUCAUCAUGCAAAACCACCACCGCCCCCAUUAAAUCGCUUGCCAUCAUCGUCAAGAUCUAAUGCCCAUCAAUCUCACCAGUCUAUGUCUUCAAAUCCCUUAAUGGGUUCAAGUAGAUUACCUCCUUCUAAUGGACUGCAAAAUUUGCAGAGGUCAUCCAAUGGUGGUCGAUCAUCACAUUCUGCACAUUCAACACAUUCAUCACCUUCAAUUACACUUGAACGAGUAAUAAAAGAUCACCAUUCCUCUAAUACUUCUCAUUCGGAACGUUUGAGAAAUGAUGAUGGUCAAACACCUGCUCAGAGACAAGCUGCUGCUAAAUUGGCGCUUAGAAAACAAUUAGAGAAAACGCUAUUACAAAUUCCACCACCAAAACCUCCACCACCUGAAAUGCAUUUUAUUCCAAAUCCAUCAAAUACAGAAUUUAUUUAUUUACUGGGAUUGGAACAUGUUGUUGACUUCAUAACAAAUGGUGAAAUGAUCGAAGCUAGUAUACCUAAAGAACCAUAUAAAUGUUCUCAGUGUGAUUCAAACUUUACACCAGUUUGGAAAUUGGAAAAACCAUCCAGAAAUAAAGAAUCUAAAAUAAUAUGUGAAUUGUGCGUCACCAGCAAUGUAAAGAAAUCUCUUAAAGCGGAACAUACAAAUCGACUGAAGACUGCAUUUGUGAAAGCUCUUCAACAGGAGCAAGAAAUAGAACAAAGGUUGGCUCAAGCAUCGCCACCAUCUUCUGUUUCCCCAGCGCCAGUUCAUCCAAUUCAUAUAAAUCCACCAAUGCCGUCCGUGCCCAAGCCAGCUCCUGCACCAAAACGUAACCCUACACCUCCACAACCGCACAAGAUGCAUCCUUCGGAUCCGACUGGCGGUAAAUUUAAUGCAGCUGCAGCUCACCUUGCUCUCCAACAACAAAUGCUCAGAGGGUUAUCACCUCAUCCAGCUGCUGCCAUGUUGCAGUUUGCACCACUUCUGUAUCCAUACCAAUUAGCCAUGGCACAAGCUAGUGGAAAGAAUUCGGCUGCUGCGGUAGCCGCAAACCUUGCCGAACUACAAAGACAGGCAGUUGAUUUGCAACGACAGUAUUUAAUGGAGAUGAUGCCCCAACAAGGCCAAUCACGGUCUGCAUCACAAACACCCACGUCUGCACACAAUUGGAAAUCAUGAUUCCCUAUGAUUUAUGUAUACUAAAAUAUACGUUCUAUUGGUUUUCCAGUGGCGUGUAACUAUCAACAUUAUUAUUAUAUAUAAUUGCACCUGAGAUGUCUGUGCAGAUGUUUUUUACUUGCACACUUGACGUGUUGCAUGUUUACUUGGCAGAUCUUUAUAGCUAUUAAGAUUGCCAGUUAUCAAUCAAUGCAUUCCAACACGUUAGCAUACAUACUAUGUGGAUUAUUUAGCUGUUGUGCCGUAUCAACAUCAUCGUUAUAUUAAGACUAGUAAAAUGCAUAGCAUAUAAAUGACACAAUAUGUGUAGUUGCUGCUUUCUACAGUCAAUGCGUUGUGUAUGAUAUUAUAUCCAAGAAAAGGAUAUUAUGAAUAAAAAAACAAUAAUAUACUGACAAGUCUGUACAUGUACACUUAAUUAAUUCAUCAUUACUACUCAGUCAUUGUGCCGGACUCAACUUUAUUAUUUUUUAUUUUAUAUUUUAACUUACAAUUAUUAUUAGUUAUUAUUAUUAUUAUUAUUAUUAUUAUUACGUUUUGGAGAAAACAUUUGUAACAAUACGUUUGUGUUUGUACAAAUUUUGUACAAAAUCAUCUUGUAUCAAACCUAUUGUUUAUAUUGUUCAAUUAUUUUGUAAAUAAUCCAAGUAU
Messenger RNA from Melanaphis sacchari, 3247 nucleotides. RefSeq names its product transcriptional repressor p66-beta (gene simj). The record is from RefSeq and is a predicted model, not a curated record. Gene Ontology annotation, cellular component: NuRD complex. The coding region runs from base 965 to 2596 and encodes 543 amino acids. NCBI's taxonomy places the organism in Eukaryota, Metazoa, Arthropoda, Insecta, Hemiptera, Aphididae. Gene Ontology annotation, biological process: negative regulation of transcription by RNA polymerase II. The transcript is spliced from 8 exons.